This is a messenger RNA of Phyllopteryx taeniolatus (common seadragon), 2824 nucleotides long. RefSeq names its product deltaB (gene dlb). Gene Ontology annotation, molecular function: calcium ion binding. Lineage: Eukaryota; Metazoa; Chordata; Actinopteri; Syngnathiformes; Syngnathidae. Bases 184 to 2076 code for a protein of 630 amino acids. The record is from RefSeq and is a predicted model, not a curated record. The transcript is spliced from 7 exons. Gene Ontology annotation, cellular component: plasma membrane; protein-containing complex. Gene Ontology annotation, biological process: multicellular organism development; heterophilic cell-cell adhesion; establishment or maintenance of epithelial cell apical/basal polarity.
CAGCAGAACACAAAACAAAGUAGAGUGCCAAGUGUAGGAUAGGGUUAGAGAAACAAGGAGAAGACACAAAGGACACCAAAGGGAUCACAUAGUUGGUGUUUUGAAGGAUUGUUGUCUUUUUAUUUUGUGGAAUUACGAAUGCCGGCAUCCACUUAAAUUUGGAAAGCAAAAGUCUGAGAGGAAAUGGCACAUGUCCACCAGAGAUACAUCUUGGCUUUGGCCUUGGUGCAUGUUGUGUUAUCCUCUGGGGUGUUUGAGUUGAAAAUUAAUUCAUUCCACACGGCGCAGCGCAUCUGCAGGAGACACAGGGACUGCCACAUAUUUUUUAGAAUCUGCCUCAAGCACCCGGAAGAUGUGAUCUCCGCAGAGCCGCCGUGCACCUUUGGAACGGGACAAACCAAUGUCAUCAGGGCCGAUCACACUUCCAUCUCCGGCAGUGCGCCAAUCAGGGUGCCUUUCCACUUCAAAUGGCCGGGGACUUUUUCGUUGAUUAUUGAGGCUUGGAACGCAGAAUCUCCAACUGAAUACACAGACAACCAAAACAACCUUGUGAAUCGCCUGGCGACCAGGAGGAGACUCGCCAUCGGCGAGGACUGGUCCCAGGAUGUGCACUUCGGAGAGCAGAGCGAGCUGCGUUAUUCGUACCACGUCUUCUGUGACGAAUACUACUUCGGAGACGGCUGCGCCGAGUACUGCAGGCCGCGGGACGACACGCUGGGUCACUACACCUGUGACGAGGAGGGCAACCGCAUCUGCCUGGAGGGCUGGAAAGGGAACUACUGCUCGGAACCCAUCUGCUCAGCGGACUGCAGUGAGAGACACGGCUACUGUGAGGCCCCAGGGGGCUGUAAAUGUCGCAUGGGUUGGCAGGGCCCCUCCUGCAAUGAGUGCGUCCGCUACCCAGGCUGCCUCCACGGCACCUGCGGCCAGCCAUGGCAGUGUAACUGUCAGGAGGGUUGGGGGGGCCUCUUUUGUGACCAGGAUCUCAACUACUGCACCAACCACAAGCCGUGCGCCCAUGGUGCCACCUGCACCAACACUGGCCAGGGCAGCUACACUUGUGCCUGCAGGCCUGGCUUUGGGGGUACGAACUGUGAGCUGGAAACCAAUGAGUGUGACAGCAACCCCUGCAAAAAUGGAGGCAGCUGCAAUGACCUGGAAAAUGACUACUCUUGCACCUGCCCGCAAGGAUUCUACGGCAAAAACUGUGAGAUCAUCGCAAUGACGUGUGCGGAUGGGCCCUGCUUCAAUGGCGGGACGUGUGUGGAGAGCAUGUCGGGAGGUUACACGUGCCGGUGCCCUCCCAGCUACACGGGCUCCAACUGUGAGAAAAAGCUGGAUCGCUGCAGCAACAGGCCCUGCUUAAACGGUGGCGAGUGUCUGGAUCUCGGCCAGAGCGUCCUAUGCCGCUGUCAGGCCGGCUUCACCGGUGCCAACUGCCAAGUCAACAUCGACGACUGCGCCUCCAACCCCUGCCAAAAUGCCGGGACCUGUCAAGAUGGCGUGAAUGACUACAUUUGUUCCUGCACCUUAGGGUACACCGGCAAGAACUGCAGCGUGCGCUCAGACGCAUGUGGAGAGCGUCCUUGUCAGAAUGGCGGCACUUGCUUCACUCACUUCACAGGUCCCGUAUGCCAGUGCCCGAAAGGAUUUAUGGGUCCAAGUUGCGAGUUCACGUUGCAGCCUAGUUUCAAGCCCGCUUUGCGCCAGACCUCCCAGCCCUCCUCGGCCACGCUAACCAUCUCCUGCAUUCUUUCCAUCCUGGUAGUGGCUCUAGUGGCUGGUAUUAUCUUGCUGAGGAGGCGCAGGAGGCUGCAAGGAAGGAAGCAGCUCAGCGACACAGCGGUUUACAAUGACCUGGAGACAGUGAACAACCUGGGGGGAAGCGAGAGAGACUCCUUCCUCAGUCCGAACGGUCUGUUCAAGAUCAGCAACAGCACGGCCCACCUCAGUUUCGACCCCUUUUCGGAAGGAAGGUCAGGAUACAGGCACAAUCCUGUUGAGAGCGGCCCGGCCAGAGCGGAUCUGAUAUGGAGGGACGAGGCAGGCCUUGGUUCAAUAACUGGGCUAAGAUGAACAGAAUUCAGCGAGAACACACUAAGAUGAAUAUUAGCACUUGGUGCUCCUCUUUCUUUGUGUACAGAAGGAGCAAAAUUCACCAGUUGAAACCCACUCUGCAACAACAUACCAAACAAUGGACUGCUCUAAUGAAGAACAUUUACAAAGAUUAUUCAAAGAAUUAUAUGGGGCAAACCUCUUUCACAUUUAAGACCCAAAGAGACAAUUAUUAAGAGCCAUCUUUCGGAGGACCUACAACUCAAACCAAAUGCACAAAGUUACAGUACUGAACAACUUUGGAAAAUUUGCCCCAGGUGUAUGACUUUAUUUUGAUACCAUUGUCCUUUUUUCAGAUUUUUUUUUUUUUUUUUUUUUUUUUGCAUUUCAAUCUUCCUUUCCUAAUUUUUUCCUUAUUGUACGCACCAUCAUUUUUAUACUUUAUUAUUUAUUUAUUUGAAAACCAACGUUUACGGCUCCACUUUGAUUGUCACAGAAAUAUAUUUAUACGAUGCUGAAUGAAGACGAACAUUAUUAUUAUUUUUUUCACGGGCUAUGGAAGAUAAAAUAUCCCAAAGUUAUUAAUGGCAGGGAUAUAAGGAUAUAUUUCAGUUGAGCGCUAACAACUGAUGACAUUGCCCUGUCAUGUGCCAUUGUUUGUGUUCAUGCCAAAGUUUGAGUGAUGUCAUGUGUAUUCAUUAAUAUUUAAGUUGAUCAUAAUGUGGUUUUGUUGUCGAAUAAAAACAGGUUUGAUGUAAUACAAUGCAGU